This is a messenger RNA of Lactuca virosa, 2352 nucleotides long. NCBI's taxonomy places the organism in Eukaryota, Viridiplantae, Streptophyta, Magnoliopsida, Asterales, Asteraceae. The record is from the annotation of a GenBank genome assembly.
GCAAAAACUAAGCAAAAAAUCCACACAAACCCUGCACUGCUUAGAUCUCGCCGUGAUCACCUUCCGUACAACACUCGCCGGAAUCGGUCGAUCGGAGAUCAUACGGCCGCCGUGAGCUCUAAUCAACGCUGCAAGAUGAACAAGGACUUCUGGAUGCCAAAAGCUCCAGGAAAUUCAAAUGAUAGUGAUAUAGCUCACAAUAAUUCUCCUAGAAGCGACCUCAAACGUUCUCAACAAUGGUUCAUGGAAGGUGCUGAAGCAGAAUUAUUUCCCAACAAGAAGCAGGCAGUUGAAGUUCCACACCCCAAUUCAUAUACUGCACUUUUAAACUCAAACAUUUCUUCUUGGGGAAAUUCUUCUAGUUUCCACUCCCAAUUCACAGAAAGGCUAUUUGAUGAUGAAACAUCAAGUAUCAGUUACAGUGGGAUUAGAAAAGUCAAAGUCAACCAAGUCAAGGAAUCCGAGGGUUUUGUAUCUGUUUCUUUGGGACAUACCUAUUCCACAGGGGAUAAUAUUAAUAAUACCAUCAAUGAUCAUGCUUAUAGCAAGGCUGAUGAUGAGUCCAUAACAAUGGGACUCUCUUUUGAUAGAGGAAAUGACAGCAUGAUAUCAAUGGCAGACACUUUCAACAGGGGGGACAACAGUUUUAUGUCAAUGGGUGAGCCUUAUAGCUGUCCAUCUGCCAGCAAGGAUAAUAGCAAUAUUACAUCAAUGACUCAAUCUUUCAUCAAAGAGGAUGAUAAUAACAUAGCUAUGGUUGCCUUCAAUGAACAUAGUAAUGCUUUAUUGAUGGAUCAGGUUUUCAACAAGGAUGACACAAUGAGCAAAACUGAUAGCAGUGGUUUAUCAAUGAGACACUCUUUUAGCAAAGUUGAAAACAAUAUCAUCUCUUUUGGUGGAUUAAGUGAUGAUGCUGAUAACAUGAAUUCUUCCGGAAGGCUUGUAUGCAAUUAUGACUUUUUAAUGGGACAGCCUUCAGUUCAAAGAUUAGAAGAACAUGGCUUUUCUGAAUCUACAAGUGAUGCACUUGUUAGUGGUGUACAAGUAGAUACUAUUUCAAGGAAAAAAGAUCAAAAAGGAAAUAAAAAGGCACCUCCUAAUAAUUUCCCUUCAAAUGUCAGAAGUCUUUUAUCAACUGGUAUGCUAGAUGGGGUUGCUGUGAAGUACAUUGCAUGGUCAAGAGAGAAGGAGCUCCGUGGUGUUAUCAAAGGUGCUGCCUAUCUUUGUGGCUGUCAAUCAUGUACUUUCUCCAAGGCUAUUAAUGCUUAUGAGUUUGAACGUCAUGCUGGAUGCAAAACAAAGCACCCGAAUAAUCACAUUUACUUUGAGAAUGGAAAGACAAUAUAUGGGGUUGUUCAAGAGCUGAGAAACACGCCUCAGAGUGUGUUAUUUGAUGUUAUUCAGACAAUUACCGGAUCGCCAAUCAAUCAAAAAUCUUUUCGACUUUGGAAAGAAUCAUUCCUGGCUGCUACACGGGAGCUUCAGCGGAUAUAUGGGAAGGAAGAAGGAAAGAUUGUGUCAUAGAUCUGAUUUUAGUAAGGGGUGGAGUGGAAAAUGGAGUUAGAAAUUUACAAGUUUUUCCAAUAUGAUUGUUGGUAAGUUUCUCGUGGCCGAUGUAAAUUCCUUUUGCUAAAAUUGUGUGUUUUUGUAUAACAAUGAUGAAGUCAGUUCAGUUACCUUAAAAAAACACCCCCCUCGUUUUCAAAAUCGUUAUAAAAAUAGAAAUUUACCCAUUAGGCACUCAAAAGUUUGACAUUUGUGCUUUCCUCAUAGGCAAUGCACCAAUAAAAACUUUACCUCGAAUCAGGAAUCUUACUUUUAAUAUUGUCUGAUAUCUUUGUUUCUUAGAUUCAUUCGUACCGACUGUUUUUUUGUUAUCCGUGGUUUAUGGGUAUUUCCGUCUUUUCACACUAAAUAGAUGAACAGACUUCACACCUUUAUGACAUAAUCAUAACAUUUAUCUCCUUUUUUUAGAAUCCGUUACAUUUAAAAGCUUAAAACGGUUGUACUAAUUUUAACAUGGUUUACGUAACGUAUACCGGGAUUUAUGAUUUUUGUUAUGUGAUAUACGAUAGAUACGCAUAUACGGUGUGAUUUUUUAGAUAGGCAAUAAUGCAAAGUGUGAGUUGCGUAUGAAAGCACUAAUUUCUGUUUAACAAAAGCCAUUUCUUUUUAAAGGUUUUAUGGGGGUAUGUAUGAUUGGUGUAGGGUGAUGAUAUAUAUAUGUGUUAGUGAUAUGAAUGGGGUAUUUUUUAUAUGUUUUCCACGCAACUUAUUACUUUUUGUAUGGUGGAAAAUAUGUUAGAUUAUGUUGUUGCCUUGUUAGGGGACCUUUGUUUUGAGAUCAAUCAU